Molecule: messenger RNA, 2140 nt
Organism: Daucus carota subsp. sativus
Lineage: Eukaryota; Viridiplantae; Streptophyta; Magnoliopsida; Apiales; Apiaceae
Product: cationic amino acid transporter 5
Exons: 1
Coding region: 202-1998 (598 amino acids)
Biological process (GO): amino acid transport; transmembrane transport
Cellular component (GO): plasma membrane
Molecular function (GO): L-glutamate transmembrane transporter activity; L-lysine transmembrane transporter activity
Source: RefSeq, a predicted model, not a curated record
AAUGUGACUAUAAAAACAACAAAGAAAAUCAUGUACAACUCUGCUAUCUUGUCUCAUCUUUUUCAUAAGUCAGCCAAGAAAGCACAAUUUUCCAACAAUUCUGUUAAAACACUUGUGGGAUCUCUUAAUAUGAUUCAUUAAGCCAGCCUAUAAGUAUGAGAAUAUAGAUUUAUACACAUCAAGGCCAGGCAUUACGAAAUAAUGAGUUCAGUGAAAGAAUUUGGUGAUGAGGUCCAGCCAAGAAGCUACUGGAGAUGUAGCAAAGCAGAUUUUUUCCCGGAGCAAUCUUUUGAGAAUUGGGGUACUUAUCGUUACGCGUUAUCACAAACAGCUUAUCGUUUCAAGGACCGGCUAUUAAGCCGAUCAGACGAUGCAAAUGAGACCACUGAGCUGAAAAAACAGAGCGAAAAUGACCUGAAAAGAUGUCUCAAUUGGUGGGAUCUUAUUUGGUUCGGCUUUGGUUCAGUCAUCGGUGCUGGCAUAUUUGUGCUCACUGGUCAAGAAUGUCAUGAUCAUGCCGGGCCUUCAAUUGUUCUGUCUUACGUUGUUUCGGGUAUCUCAGCAAUGCUUUCUGUUUUCUGUUACACAGAAUUCGCCAUUGAAAUCCCGGUAGCAGGAGGCUCAUUUGCUUACUUGAGAGUAGAAUUAGGAGACUUUGCAGCAUUUAUAACCGCGGCAAAUAUACUUCUUGAGAGUAUUGUUGGCAGUGCUGCAGUUUCAAGAUCCUGGACAUCUUACUUCACAUCACUUCUAAACAAGCACCCGGAUUCCCUCCGUAUUCAUACUAACCUCACAGAAGGAUACAAUCUGUUGGAUCCAAUUGCGGUGGCAGUUCUGGCUAUUGCAUCAGCUAUCGCGAUGGCUAGUACUAGAAAAACCUCGUAUCUCAAUUGGAUAGCCUCAGCAGCAAACACUCUUGUAAUUCUGUUUGUGCUAAUUGCAGGGUUUGCUCAUGCUGAUACUGCAAAUCUGAAGCCAUUUUUUCCAUUUGGUGCCAAAGGCGUUUUUCAAGCUGCAGCAAUAGUCUACUUUGCUUAUGGUGGAUUUGAUAGCAUCGCGACAAUGGCAGAGGAAACAAAGAAUCCAUCCAAAGAUAUCCCUCUGGGAUUACUUGGAUCAAUGUCUAUUAUAACAGUUGUGUAUUGUCUUAUGGCGCUUUCGCUUCCCAUGAUGCAAAAAUUCUCAAGUAUAGACCGCGAGGCAGCUUACUCAACUGCAUUCGAAAGUGUGGGAAUGAAAUGGGCUAAAUAUCUAGUGGCCUUAGGAGCCCUCAAAGGAAUGACCACUGUACUAUUAGUAGGAGCCCUCUCACAGGCUCGUUACACGACUCACAUUGCGCGAGCCCAUAUGAUCCCCCCUUGGUUUGCUCUUGUUCAUCCCAAAACAAGAACCCCUAUAAACGCAACACUACUAAUCACAAUCUGUGCUGGUUGCAUUGCAUUCUUCUCCAGCCUCGACGCCUUAUCAAGCCUCCUAUCUAUAAGUACACUUUUCAUCUUCAUGAUGAUGGCCGUGGCGCUUCUAGUUAGGAGAUACUACUCAAGAGGGGUGACUCCUAGAGCAAACCUCUUGAAGCUUGUCGCGUACUUGUUGGUAAUCAUAGCCUCUUCAAUGGGAAUUUCGGCCUAUUGGGGAGUGACUCAAGACGGGUGGAUUGGAUACGCUGUCGCGGUGCCUAUAUGGUUUUUAGGUACACUAGGAAUCGCUAUGCUGCCACAACAGAGGACGCCAAAAGUUUGGGGAGUUCCACUUGUUCCGUGGCUACCAUCUUUGAGCAUUGCAAUCAACUUGUUUCUGAUGGGAUCAUUGCCAUCUUCAGCUUUUAUGAGAUUCGGGGCCUGCACGGUUGUAAUGCUGAUUUAUUAUUUCUUUUUUGGUCUUCAUGCAACCUAUGAUAUGGCUCACCAGCAGCAAAAGACGGACACCACAAAGAUUCUUGAACUUGAAGAGCAUCAAGUUGGAAAAGAAAGGUCUGUCGAGGAUUCGGGGAUAGCCUAGUGGUAAAGAUCUGUGUUCCUCUCGUGACACAGGUCAUGAGUUCAGGCUUGCCUUAAAAAAUACAGUGUUAAUUCAUACGCACACUAUUGAUGUAUUCAACAACCUCCGUAAUAAUAUAACGCAUUUGCAGCUAUGGUAUAAA